GAAGCAGGGGCAGGUGGCAGGCGGCAGGCAGUUUCUGCAAACAGGUGUUCUCCCAGUGUCUAGACCCCGAGGACUCAUGCCUACAGGUGCUAAUCGCAUAGCAGAAUGAGUAGAGCAGGUGAGCGGCCCUUCGCCUGCAGCUGGCAGGAGUGCAACAAAAAGUUCGCACGCUCUGAUGAGCUGGCGCGGCACUACCGCACGCACACGGGGGAGAAGAAGUUCAGUUGCCCCAUCUGUGAGAAGCGCUUCAUGCGCAGCGACCACCUGACGAAGCAUGCGCGGCGCCAUGCCAACUUCCACCCUGGCAUGUUGCAGCGGCGCAGUGGGGGGUCUCGGACCGGCUCGCUCAGCGACUACAGCCGCUCGGACGCCAGCAGCCCAACCAUCAGCCCAGCAAGCUCACCCUGAGCGCACCGCUGCCCUGCAGCCCCAGCCCCAGGACCCCAGGACCCUGCCGACAACAGCCAUGAGCAGCCGCUCUCUUCUUCCUUCUCCUCUUUCUCCUCGCGUCAGACCCUGCCCCUUUUGUACUAAGAAAGCAGAGUGAGAACGUGAUGAAAAAUCCAUGAAAAAAACACUUUUCUUCA
This is a messenger RNA of Octodon degus (degu), 587 nucleotides long. RefSeq names its product Kruppel like factor 13 (gene Klf13). Gene Ontology annotation, biological process: regulation of transcription by RNA polymerase II. NCBI's taxonomy places the organism in Eukaryota, Metazoa, Chordata, Mammalia, Rodentia, Octodontidae. The transcript is spliced from 2 exons. The record is from RefSeq and is a predicted model, not a curated record. Gene Ontology annotation, molecular function: RNA polymerase II cis-regulatory region sequence-specific DNA binding; DNA-binding transcription factor activity, RNA polymerase II-specific. The coding region runs from base 106 to 408 and encodes 100 amino acids.